AUGCUUGCCUACACAAUAGCUUCUCCGGCCGCCAUAAAGCCCGAAUCCGAUGUGGAGAAGUCUGAAGUCAAGAAUACAGAGGAUGAAAACACCUCAGAGGCACAAGACGACUCAGCAAACCCUGAGGUCCAAUUGCCAGAGCCUCUUACAAUGGAGACAUUCGAUGACUUCACGUCGCAGCAUAUUACAUUCGUUGAGUUCUUUUCACCAUACUGCCAUCAUUGUCAAGCCUUGGCACCGAAGUGGGAACAAGCGUUCAGGGAAACAUACGAACAGCAGCAGAAGACGGGACUUCACAUGAGACAGGUCAAUUGCGUCGAGAGCGGUGAUCUCUGUGAUCGUGAAGUUGUUCCAUACUGGCCCAAUAUGAGAGUUUACGUGCCUGAACGUGACGAAAAAGGAGAGAAAACCAGCAAGGGUAAGCUUGUCGACUCAUUCCCUCGUGCUCUCAAACAGACUCCUGAGAACCUCAAGAAGUUUAUGAUGAACUCGCUAGCUGAGUAUGCCGACGGCACAAUAUCCAUGCCUUCUUCAUCAGAGCUUCUUAAUACUGACUCUAUGUUGAACAUCGUCGCCGGUGAAAUGAACGAGCCAUGGUUUGUCGGCAUGUUCUCUUCAAGCAAUGAAGAGUGGGAGAAAGGUACAUUUUCUAGAAGUUGUAUGGACUGCUUAAGAAUCAAGAGUGACUGGGACAGAUUAUCAAAUCUUAUCCAGAGCUCUACCAAAAGCGGCCACUUGAACUGUAAAUCCAAUCCUACUCUAUGUGAAAAGCUUGGCUACCCAGAAUUGAGCUCUGAUAUGAGGCAAGCCCCGAAGUUUGCCAUGUUCCUACCAAGUAAAGUCGGUCGUAUCAGAUUUGACUAUAACGACAUUGUUGAUGUGAAGAAGAUGAAAGCCUGGAUCUCUAGAUUGGCAAUCAACUCCCAGUAUGAAAUGGCUACCGCUGGUCACUUGGAAGACUUGGACCUUUUUGUUACUGAGAAGCCCUCAAGUCCGUUACAGGUGGAGCUCCCAUUGAACACCAAGGUGGGUUUGGUAUUUGCCUUCGAAAAGAACAAAUUGACAAAAGAAGACAAAGCUAUUUUGCCUCACUUACUUGAAAUGAUCACUGACUUACCAUUCAAUGUCCGCCUAUACGCAUCUCAUUCAGUGAAGUUUGAAGAAACACUCGAGUAUCAGUCGAAGGGCUUAAUUGACUUUGUGAAAACGGAUCCAACCCUCGAGGAGGUGACUUACAGUCGCCCUUUGCACAUAGCAACUACCUUGACGAAAAAACCUACGUUAUAUCUAUUUAAGGAGAACUCUAUGAUUCCCACGGUUUAUCAAAAUUAUGCACCUGAAGAUAUGAGGGAUCCGGAGAAAAUUAAGGCGUGGGUUAUGAAGAACAUAUACCCAUUAUUCGAUGAAUUGACACCAGAAUUGUUGAAGUGGUACUUCAACACAAAGGACAAACGAAAUGACAAGGUUGUUGUCACCUUUGUGGACGGCAAUGAUGACAAGCAUCUUAAAGAGGCGUUGUACAACGUCUCGCUAGUUGCACAUGAAUAUACUCUUUUGAAAAAGCAGUACUAUUUUAAAGCCUUGCAGGAUGAAAGAAGCUCCAAGUGGCAGAAAAUAACUGAGUUGAGAGAAAAAGGCGCCAAGUCCUCGGAGGUAAUCAAAGCUAUGAAGGAAUACGUCCCUCACUUGUUCGACCACAAUGAUGCGUUGUUCACGUACGUCAAUCUUAGAGAAUAUCCUAGGUUUGCCAAAGAUAUUGGCUGGGAUAUCGAUGGUGAAGGCUACAAGCCUGGCGACACAAUCAUUGUCAACAAGAACACCAAAUACUAUUAUGAUCGUACAUUAACGGGCGAAAAACUCACAAUAGAGCCAUCAAAGUUGCGCCCGGUGUUGUUGCACCUCUUAGAUCCCCAACUAACAAAAGAUGCUAAGGUUGUCGGGUUCUCCCCAAGGCUUGCGGCUAGUCCAUUCACAGGCUACUUACGAUUCAUGGAUCAAAUAUAUCAGCACGGGAUCGUGGGUAUCAUUUUAUUCUUUAUAGGGGUAUUUCUAUUCUUGAAGAUGGCACUCAGAUUUAUGAAGAGAGGAAAGCACACAUCGAGAAGCAGAGGCAUCAUUGGCAAUGUUGCGCCCAAACACGACUAA
Molecule: messenger RNA, 2145 nt
Organism: Candidozyma auris
Lineage: Eukaryota; Fungi; Ascomycota; Pichiomycetes; Serinales; Metschnikowiaceae
Product: protein disulfide isomerase EPS1
Exons: 1
Coding region: 1-2145 (714 amino acids)
Biological process (GO): protein folding
Cellular component (GO): endoplasmic reticulum
Molecular function (GO): protein disulfide isomerase activity
Source: RefSeq, a predicted model, not a curated record